AUGUCUCAGAGCAGAGUCUUGGACCUUCAAAUCCGCCCUGGUCGCUGGUUCGACGGGGUUGACCCUCUCCCCUCGACUUCGACCAGAUACAAGAUCGUCGAAGCUUCGGUGCACAUGGGGUUGUCUAUCUUGGAAACUCCCCAGGGAAGGCAAAGUCUAGCCAGAGUUGCUACGGCCAUCAUCGAAGAGGGCCGGAGCGAACAGCCACCUCGUGCUGAUAUUUACAAGGGAUCACUAAGAGACAUGCCCGCAUGGAUAAACAGGUUUCUUACUUCCAUGCGCUUCAACUUCCCUGCAAUAUUUAUCCAUGAUGAAGUCGCCGGUGAGGCUGAAGCGCAGAGGCUUGACUGGGGCGACGACAUGCGGGACUAUGAUGCUGGUCUUGGAGGGAGGAUCUCUCUCAGCAGCGCUCUCAUCGACAAUAUGGUGUAUGCACAUCAGCAGUUGCCACAGAUGGCCGGUGACAGCUACGUCAGAUUCAAGUUUCAGAUGGGCCUCAGCAUUGCCCAUGAGAUUGUUCAUCUCCUGACCGGAUUCAUCACUGGAGAUCCUAGCCCGCUCACCCCCCCAGAGGUCAGCUUGCUCCGAUACGGUGACUCGGAAGCUGGUGAAGCGGGUCGGUACUGGGAACAUAUUCUCUUUGGCGGUGUUGUUGAGUUUUGGUCCUUUGUCGAUGACCCUAUGAAUGUUCGGCAGACGGGCACCGCCUAUUUCUUCGAGAACGGGCACCGGGAUGCCACGGGCUAUGCCGUCUCACUGGGCUAUAUGAACGAAUUCGUAAACCAGGUAUUUACGUUUCCAAUCCGUCGCUCCAGUGAGGCUGUCUUCACGACACGUGCGGCACUCACACGAGCCAACUGCGCUGAGACGACGAGCCUGCGCACGAGGAGAAGGCAGAACCGUGCUCCGCCGGCGAACUCGCCAGCCCCGGACCAUUGGAGUGCAAAUAUGCGCUAUCGAAUGCCUCCUUCCGGGUCUCAGGGCCACUCCAGAGUUCCCGGCCAGAGUACCAACUCCCAAGCAGGUGGUUCAGGUAGAGGUUAUGCUUCUCAAUCAGGAAGACCCAGCCAGGCCUAUAACCCUCCAGCAGGAGGAUCUGGUAGAGGCUACGCCUCUCAGUCGUCAAGGCCCAGUCAGGCUUAUCCUCCUCCAUCAGGAGGGUCAGGUAGAGCCUACAGCUCCCAAGCUGGACAGCCAACCAGACCCUCCAAUCCCCAGUCAUCGCGGUCGGAUCGGUCAUACCCUAACCCCUUUGCACCCCGAUCAUCAGCACCAAGCCAACCUUCAUAUACUCAGCCGACAAGCGGCAGCCGGCCCCCUGAGUACUACUACAGACGCUGA
This is a messenger RNA of Fusarium vanettenii 77-13-4, 1341 nucleotides long. RefSeq lists its product as uncharacterized. The record is from RefSeq and is a predicted model, not a curated record. The transcript has 2 exons. Bases 1 to 1341 code for a protein of 446 amino acids. Lineage: Eukaryota; Fungi; Ascomycota; Sordariomycetes; Hypocreales; Nectriaceae.